AGUUCCAUGCUUCUCUCUUCAAGAAAAUGGAACUGAGCAUUUUGGUGGGAAAAGGAUACUGACAACUGGAACUGAGUCAAUAAUCUCAUAGUGAAUCUUUUCAACCAAGAAUACCAAGUUUACCACUCACUCCAGUAAAGUGUUCAUCACUAAAAGAGACACUAAAAUUAUUGAGAAAUUAUAUAAUCUUCAAACCCGAGGAUACGUUGGCUUCUUAGCAAAAGGAAAUGGAGCUCCAUUAAAAUUAACCCUACUUCUGUAUAAUUUAGCAAUGAGAUAGAAGAGGAAAUAGACACUAUAAUCUAAUUCAAUUAUUUACAAAGACUCUGGACUUUCAGUGGUCUAAAGAUAAAGAUUAUUGAAUUUUCUACAAACAAGAGAGUUAAAGGAAAUUUUUCGACUCACCAACCGUAAAAUGUAGAAUGAGCUUGAAAAUGAUAUUGCUGAGUAUGAAGAGGAAUGAGAAGCAUAAGAAAUUCUUCAGAUUUAACAACAAAGGAUGCUCUCACAAAAAUACAGUGAGGAAUCAAUGCAGCACAUUUUCUUGAAAAUUGAUAUAAUCAAAUAUCCUCUACUUGAACCAGGAAUCAAGACAGAGCAGGACUAG
This is a messenger RNA of Moneuplotes crassus, 607 nucleotides long. The record is from the annotation of a GenBank genome assembly. NCBI's taxonomy places the organism in Eukaryota, Ciliophora, Spirotrichea, Euplotida, Euplotidae.